Messenger RNA from Chanos chanos (milkfish), 13883 nucleotides. RefSeq names its product plectin a (gene pleca). Bases 1 to 13815 code for a protein of 4604 amino acids. The record is from RefSeq and is a predicted model, not a curated record. Lineage: Eukaryota; Metazoa; Chordata; Actinopteri; Gonorynchiformes; Chanidae. Gene Ontology annotation, cellular component: cytoplasm; hemidesmosome; focal adhesion. Gene Ontology annotation, molecular function: structural constituent of cytoskeleton; cadherin binding; structural constituent of muscle. The transcript has 32 exons. Gene Ontology annotation, biological process: wound healing; intermediate filament cytoskeleton organization; hemidesmosome assembly.
AUGACGGAGACACGGGCAAAACUGCGGGAGAGAUCGGCGUCAGAGGAAAGUCGCAGUGAGCUGAGCAACUCGCCCAGCCCUGGAGACACUCUGCCAUGGAACCUGCCUAAACACCAGCGCGUCAAGCGGUCCAAGUCCGCCUCUGGAGAUGUACUGGACCCGGCCGAGAGAGCUGUCAUCCGCAUCGCAGAUGAACGAGAUCGGGUACAGAAGAAGACCUUCACCAAAUGGGUGAACAAACAUUUAACAAAGGCUCAGAGGCAUAUUACUGACCUGUAUGAAGAUCUCAGAGAUGGACACAACCUCAUCUCUCUGCUGGAGGUGCUCUCUGGGGAGACACUGCCCAGAGAGAAGGGGCGCAUGCGCUUCCAUAAGCUCCAGAAUGUACAGAUUGCAUUGGACUUCCUUAAACAUAGACAGGUCAAACUGGUCAACAUCAGAAAUGAUGACAUCGCAGAUGGAAACCCCAAGCUUACCUUGGGUUUGAUAUGGACAAUCAUCCUUCAUUUCCAGAUCUCGGACAUACAAGUGAAUGGGCAGUCAGAUGACAUGACAGCCAAAGAAAAGCUACUCUUGUGGUCCCAGCGAAUGGUUGAGGGUUAUCAUGGCAUGCGCUGUGAUAACUUCACCUCUAGCUGGCGGGAUGGAAAACUCUUCAAUGCCAUUAUCCACAAACACAGACCCAAUCUGAUUGACAUGAAUAAAGUGUACAGGCAGACCAACCUGGAGAAUCUGGAGCAGGCUUUUAGUGUGGCAGAGAGAGACUUGGGCGUCACCCGUCUGCUUGAUCCUGAAGAUGUGGAUGUGCCACACCCAGAUGAGAAGUCCAUAAUCACAUAUGUCUCUUCCCUCUACGAUGUCAUGCCCAGAGUUCCUGAUGUGCAGGAUGGAGUCAAAGCCAAUGAGCUGGAGCUUCGCUGGCAGGAGUACUAUGAGAUUGUUACUAUGCUGCUCCAAUGGAUCAGACAUCACAUCAUUGUGUUUGAAGAGAAGAAGUUCCCCACCAGCUAUGAGGAGAUUGAGGUCCUUUGGCGUCAAUUUUUGAAGUUUAAAGAGACUGAAUUGCCAGCAAAGGAAGCUGAUAAAAAUCGCUCCAAACACAUCUACAAGUCCUUGGAGCCUGCAGUUCAGGCUGGUCAGAUCAAGGUGCCCCCUGGUUACCAUCCUCUGGAUGUGGAGAAGGAGUGGGGUCGUCUGCAUGUGGCCAUCCUGGAGCGUGAGCGCCUGCUUAGGACGGAAUUUGAAAGGCUGGAGAGGCUGCAGAGGAUUGUCAGCAAAGUGCAGAUGGAGUCUGGAGUGUGUGAGGAGCAGCUCAACCAGGUCGAGACUUUGCUGCAGACGAAUGUGCGACUGCUCAGUGCUGGAAAACCAGUUCAGCACACAGGUGAAAUGGAGGCAGACCUGGACAAGGCUGAGAACAUGAUCCGUUUUUUGUUCAAUGAUGUACAGCUGCUUAAAGAUGGGCGCCAUCUACAGGCAGAACAAAUGUACAGGAGAGUGUAUCGUCUACACGAGCGUCUUGUGAACCUACGCAGUGAGUACAACCUGCGUCUGAAAUCUGGAGUAACUAUAACACAGGUGCCCAUGACCCAGGUGCCGAUUACACAGACUGUACAGCAGUCUGCCAUGCGAGUGCGCCCAGAGCUGGAUGAGGUCACCCUGCGUUACAUCCAGGACCUCUUAGCUUGGGUGGAGGAGAACCAGCGACGCAUAGACGGGGCUGAAUGGGGCUCAGAUCUGCCCUCUGUUGAGUCUCAUCUGGGCAGCCACCGUGGCCUCCACCAGUCUGUGGAGGAUUUCAAGUCCAAGAUUGACAGAGCACGGGCAGAUGAGACCCAGUUAACCCCAGUCAGCAAAGGAGCCUACAGAGACUAUCUCGGCAAGCUGGACUUGCAAUAUGGAAAAUUGCUGAACUCUUCCAAGGCUCGCCUGCGCCAUCUGGAUCAACUUCAUGCUUUUGUCAGCGCUGCUACAAAAGAGUUGAUUUGGCUUAAUGAGAAAGAGGAGGAAGAGGUCAACUAUGACUGGAGUGACCGCAACAGCAACAUGACUGCAAAGAAAGAUAACUACUCGGGUUUGAUGAGAGAAUUAGAACAGAGAGAGAAAAAAGUCAACAGUGUCCAGGCUACAGGAGACAAACUACUGAAGGAGGGCCAUCCAGCCAAGAAGACUGUGGAGGCCUUCACUGCAGCUCUGCAGACUCAGUGGAGUUGGAUCUUGCAGCUGUGCUGUUGCAUUGAGAGUCACCUUAAAGAAAACACAGCUUACUUCCAGUUUUUCUCUGAUGUGAAAGAGGCAGAGGAGAAAAUGAGGAAGAUGCAGGAGAUGAUGAAGAAAAAAUACAUUUGUGACCGUUCCAUUACUGUCACACGACUGGAGGACCUGCUACAGGAUGCAAUGGAUGAAAAAGAGCAGCUGAAUGAGUUUAAGACACAUUUGGAUGGCCUCAACAGAAGGGCAAAGACUGUCAUUCAGCUAAAGCCCCGGAAUCCUGCCACUCCUAUCAAGGGCAAAAUGCCCAUUCAGGCUGUCUGUGACUUCAAACAAAUGGAGAUCACAGUUCAUAGAGGUGAUGAGUGUACCCUGGUGAACAAUUCUCAGCCCUAUAAAUGGAAGGUCCUGAGCUCAACUGGAAAUGAUGCCACUGUACCCUCCAUCUGCUUCAUCAUCCCUCCUACCAACAAAGAGGCUGUGGACAGUGUCUCUGGGCUGAGCUCCAGUCUUCAAAAGUUGCUGGUUUUGUGGCAGAAGCUGCAUGUGGACAUGAAGAGCCUCCUGUCCUGGCAAUACCUCAUGAGAGACAUCCAGCUUAUCAACUCCUGGAACUUCAUCAUUUUUAAGACUCUGAAAGUUGAAGAAUACAGGCUGGCUCAGAAGAAUCUGGAGCAGCAUUAUCAGGACUUCAUGCGUGAUAGUCAAGAUUCAGAACUGUUUGGACCAGAUGACCGGAUGCAAGUAGAGAGUGGCUACAACAAGGCCACACAACACUACGACAGUCUCUUGCGCUCUGCUGAACAAGGUGAGCAAGAUGAGUCAGUGUGCAAGAGCUACCUGUCUCAGAUAAAGGAUCUGAGGCUGAGACUGGAGGGGUGCGAGUCUCGUACAGUCAACCGCCUCAGACAGCCUGUGGACAAAGAGCCUCUAAAGGCCUGUACACAGAGAACCACUGAGCAGAAGAAAGUGCAGUUGGAACUGGAAGGCAUUAAGAAAGACCUUGAUAAGGUGGCAGAGAAGACAGAAGCUGUGCUGGCAUCUGCUCAGCAGUCCAGCUCUGCCCCCAUGUUACGCUCUGAGCUUGACAUCACACUGAAAAAGAUGGAGCAUGUCCACAGUCUGUCAUCUGUCUAUCUGGACAAAUUGAAGACCAUUGAUGUGGUCAUCCGAAGCACACAAGAGGCUGAGGACAUACUCAGGAAAUAUGAGAACCAGUUACGUGAUGUCCACAAAGUUCCUGCAGAUGAAAAGGGAGUGGAGGCUGACCUUGCUCAGCUCAAGAAAUUGCGUAAAGAUGCUGAAGGCAAACAGCCAGUCUUUGACAAUUUGGAGGCAGAGUUACAGAAAGCCAUGGGGGUAAACGAGCGCAUGGUGCGAGUGCACAGCGAGCGUGAUUCAGAGCUUGAACACUACAGGCAGGCGGUGGCUGGCCUGAAAGAUCGCUGGCAGGCCAUUUUUGCUCAGAUCGAAUUGAGGCAGCGUGAGCUGGACCAUCUUGCCCGCCAGAUGCAGGCUUAUCGACAGAGCUAUGACUGGCUCAUCCACUGGACCACUGAUGCCAAGCAGAGGCAGGAGAAGAUCCAGGCCAAGCCUAUUAAUGACAACAAGGCACUUAAGGAGCAGCUAGAUCAAGAGAAGAAACUCCUGGAGGAGAUUGAGAAGAAUAAAGAAAAGGUUGAAGAGUGUCAUAAAUUUGCCAAGUCCUACAUUGAUUCUGUAAAGGAUUAUGAGCUUCAGCUGGUCACAUACAAAGCCUUGGUAGAACCCAUGGCUUCACCUCUGAAGAAAGCCAAAAUGGAAUCUGCAUCUGACAGUAUCAUCCAAGAGUAUGUGACGCUGAGAACACGCUACAGUGAACUAAUGACUCUGACAAGCCAGUACAUUAAAUUCAUUAAUGAUACACAGCGACGUCUAGAGGAUGAGGAGAAAGCUUCUGAAAAACUUAAAGAGGAAGAGAGAAAAAAGCUGGCAGAGAUGCAGGCUGAGUUAGAAAAGCAAAGGCAGUUAGCUGAAUCUCAUGCAAAAGCCAUUGCCAAAGCUGAGCAAGAGGCGGAAGAGCUAAAGUUAAAAAUGAAAGAAGAGGUCAACAAGAGACAGGUUGUUGCUGUGGAUGCAGAGAAACAGAAGCAAAACAUUCAACAGGAGCUGCAUGAGCUCAAAAACCUUUCAGAACAGGAAAUCAAGUCAAAGAGUCAGCAAGUGGAGGAAGCUCUGCUUAGCCGUACCAAAAUCGAGGAGGAGAUCCGUGUCAUCCGACUCCAGUUGGAAACCACGGUUAAACAAAAGGCUACAGCUGAGUCUGAACUCAAGCAACUCAAGGAUAAGGCAACUGAGGCUGAUCGGCUGAGAAAGGCGGCUCAGGAGGAAGCUGAGAAGCUUCGCAAACAGGUUACUGAAGAAACACAGAAAAAACGCAAGGCAGAGGAAGAGCUCAAAUCCAAAUCAGAAGCUGAGAAGGAGGCAGCUAAGCAGAAACAGAGGGCCCUGGAUGAUUUGGAGAAGUUCAAGAGACUAGCAGAGGAGGCUGAGAGGCACAUGAAACAAGCUGAACAGGAGAAGGAGAGACAGAUCAAGGUUGUAGAGGAGGUAGCUCAGAAAACUGCUGCCACAGAGCUCCAGAGUAAACGCCUGUCAUUUGCUGAGAAAACAGCAAAGCUAGAGGAGUCUCUCAAGCAAGAGCAUGGCACUGUUAUUCAGCUGCAGGAGGAAGCAGAACAUCUUAAAAAGCAACAAGCUGAAGCAGACAAGGCAAGAGAGGAAGCAGAAAAGGAGCUGGAAGUCUGGAGGCAGAAAGCCAAUGAAGCCCUACGUCUUAGGCUCCAGGCAGAGGAGGAGGCCCAUAAAAAGAGUGCUGCCCAAGCAGAGGCAGAGAAGCAGAAGGAGGAGGCUGAGCGAGAGGCAAAGAAGAGAGCUAAAGCCGAAGAAGCUGCUCUGAAACAGAAAGAAAUUGCUGAGAAAGAGUUGGAUAAACAGAGGAAACUUGCUGAGGAGACAGCCCAGCAAAAACUUAAGGCAGAGCAAGAGCUAAUUCGCUUAAGAGCAGAUUUUGACCAAGCUGAACAGCAAAGAACUCUGCUGGAUGAUGAGCUUCAGCGCCUUAAAAGAGAUGUAGAUGCUGCGGUAAAACAAAGAAAGCAGCUAGAAGAAGAACUGGCUAAAAUGAAGAAAGAAAUGGAAGAUCUUCUGCAAAUGAAAGUCAAAGCAGAAAAAGAGACUUUGUCUAACACUGAAAAGAGCAAGCAGCUUCUUGAAACUGAGGCAUCCAAAUUGAGGGAACUUGCCGAAGAGGCAGCUAAGCUAAGGUCAGUUGCAGAGGAGGCCAAAAAGCAGAGGCAGGUCGCUGAAGAAGAGGCAGCUCGUCAGAGAGCAGAAGCAGAGAGGAUCCUUAAAGAAAAGCUUGCUGCUAUUAAUGAGGCAAUGCGUUUGAAGACUGAGGCAGAGAUUGCUUUGAAAGAGAAAGAGGCUGAAAAUGAACGUCUCAAGAGGAGAGCUGAGGAUGAAGCUGAUCAGAGGAAGGUUCUUGAAGAUCAAGCAGCCCAACACAAAAAAGAUAUUGAGGAAAAGAUCAACCAGCUAAAGAAGUCCUCUGAUUCUGAAUUAGAAAGGCAAAAGACAAUUGUUGAAGAAACUUUGAAACAAAGGAAGAUCAUUGAAGAGGAGAUCCUCAUUCUUAAACUCAAUUUUGAGAAGGCAUCAACUGGGAAACAGGACCUUGAGUUGGAGCUGAACAAACUAAAGAGCAUUGCAGAUGGCACUGAAAAGAGCAAAAUAAAGGCAGAGAAAGAGGCUGAGAAACUACGAAAAAUUGCUCUGGAAGAGGAGAAGAAGAGGAGAGAGGCAGAGGAAAAAGUGAAAAAGAUCACUGCUGCAGAAGAAGAGGCAGCAAGACAGUGCAAAGCUGCUCAGGAAGAAGUUGAGCGCCUCAAACAGAAAGCUGAGGAGGCCAAAAAGCAGAAGGAAGAUGCUGAUAAAGAAGCAGAAAAACAGAGAGUUUUGGCCAAAGAUGCAGCACAAAAAUGCACUGCUGCAGAACAGAAAGCCCAGAAUGUAAUUGUUCAACAGAAACAGGAUAGUGCUGCCCAGGGAAAACUUAAAGAAGAGUUUGAAAAGGCCAAGAAAUUAGCAGAGGAUGCUGCAAAGGCUAAAGAAAAGGCCGAAAAAGAAGCUGCACUCCUCCGUCAAAAAGCAGAGGAGGCUGAGCGACAGAAGAAGGCAGCUGAGGCUGAGGCUGCCAAACAGGCUAAGGCUCAGGAGGAUGCUGAAAGACAAAGAAAGGAAGCUGAAAAUGAAGCUGCUAAGCGAUCAGAGGCUGAAGCAGCUGCUCUGAAACAGAAACAGCAAGCUGAUGAGGAGAUGGCCAAGCACAAAAAGCUGGCUGAAAAGACCCUUAAGCAAAAGUCUCAGGUUGAGCAAGAAUUGGCCAAAGUGAAGUUACAACUUGAUGAGACUGACAAACAGAAAUCAGUGUUAGAUGAUGAGUUGCAACGUCUAAAGAAUGAGGUCAGUGUUGCUGUCAAGCAGAAGUCUCAAGUGGAAGAUGAGCUCUCCAGAGUAAAGAUUCAAAUGGAGGAGUUAGUCAAGCUGAAGCUGAAAAUUGAAGAAGAAAACCGACAACUUAUUAAAAAAGAUAAGGACAACACAAAGAAACUGCUUGAGGAAGAAGCUGAAAACAUGAAAAAGCUGGCAGAAGAGGCUGCACGGCUCAGUGUGGAGGCGCAAGAAGCAGCCAGAUUGAGACAGAUUGCUGAAUCUGACCUUGCACAACAGAGGGAACUGGCUGAAAAAAUGCUAAAGGAAAAAAUGCAAGCAAUUCAAGAAGCAACCAAGCUCAAGGCUGAGGCUGAAAAGCUUCAGAAGCAGAAAGACCAGGCACAAGAGCAGGCUCAAAAACUGCUAGUUGACAAACAAGAGAUGCAGCAACGCUUAGAACAAGAAACAGAGGGUUUCCAGAAAUCUUUAGAGGCUGAACGUAAAAUUCAGCAAGAGGUGGCUGCUGAAGCUGAGAAACUGAAGCUCAGGGUGGCUAAGCUUAGUGAUGCUCAGUCCAGAGCAGAGGAGGAAGCUAAGAAAUAUAAGAAACAGGCAGAUGAGAUCAGAGCUCGGCUCCAGGAGACAGAAAAGCAAACUACAGAAAAACUCACUGUUGUUGAGAAACUGGAAGUUCAAAGGCUGCAGAGCAACAAAGAAGCCGAUGAUCUGCGUAAAGCAAUAACUGAACUUGAGAAAGAAAAGGAGAAGCUGAAAAAAGAGGCAGAGGAUUUAAAAAAUAAAUCUAAAGAGAUGGCCAGUGCUCAGCAGGAGCAAAUAAUUCAGGAAAAGACCAUCUUGCAGAAGAGUUUUCUUACAGAAAAAGAAGUGCUCUUGAAAAAAGAGAAAACAAUUGAAGAAGAGAAAAAUAAACUUGAGAAAAAGUUUGAAGAUGAAGUGAAGAAGGCCAAAGCGCUAAAAGAUGAACAGGAGCGUCAGAUGAAGCAAAUGGAAGAGGAAAAGAAGAAACUCCAGGCUGCCAUGGAUGCUGCUGUGAAGAAGCAGAAAGACGCAGAGAAAGAGAUGACCAACAAGCAAAGGGAAAUGCAGGAACUUGAAAAGAAAAGACUUGAGCAAGAAAAGCUUCUGGCUGACGAAAACAAGAAACUGCGUGAGAAGCUCCAGCAGCUAGAGAGUGCCCAAAAACCCACAACAUCACAGACUAAAGAAAUUGAGAUCCAGACGGAUAAAGUCCCUGAAAAUGAAGUUACUACGGAUACAGCAAAGAAAGUUCUUAAUGGGGCUGCAGAGGUAGAUGGGAUGAAGAAAAAUGGAGAAUCACCAUUUAGUUUUGAUGGAAUUAGAGAGAAAGUGUCUGCAAGUAGGCUAAACGAUGUUGGCAUACUGAGCAAAAAAGAAUUUGACAAACUGAAGAAGGGCAAAACUACAGUACAAGAACUUAGCAAGACUGAUAAGCUUAAGACCUGCUUGAAAGGAAAAGAUUCCAUUGCUGGUGUAAUCUCAGAGUCCAAUCAAAAAAUGAGCAUUUAUCAAGCUUUGAAGGAAAAGAAAAUUACACCUGAUAUAGCCAUGAUGCUCUUGGAGGCUCAGGCUGCAUCUGGAUAUAUUGUUGACCCCAUUAAGAACAGAAAGCUGUCUGUCAAUGAAGCUGUAAAAGAAGGUUUAAUUGGACCAGAACUCCAUAACAAAUUGCUGUCAGCAGAAAGAGCAGCAGUAGGAUUCAAAGAUCCUUUUACUGGAGGCAGAAUUUCUCUCUUUGAAGCUAUGAGAAAAGGUCUAAUUGCAGAAGACCAGGCCAUAAAACUUCUUGAUGUUCAAAUUGCAACCGGUGGGAUCAUUGAUCCAGUAAACAGUCAUCGUGUUCCCAUACAGACAGCCUGUAAACAAGGACAACUGGAUGAUGAACUAAACAAAGUCCUGUCCAGUAUACCAGAUGACAAUAAAGGAUUCUUUGACCCCAAUACACAAGAGAAACUCACUUAUUCAGAGUUGUUAGAAAAAUGCAGAAAAGAUCCUGAAACAAACCUCCCUCUUCUGCCUAUAACAGAGAAGGCAGCAUUUGCUGAAAAGACCUACACAGAUGAGGAAACUAAAGAUGUAUUCAGUAAGGCGAGUGUCUCUGUGCCCUUUGGGAGAUUUAAGGGAAAGACAGUGACCAUAUGGGAAAUUAUAAACUCUGAGUACUUCACGGAGGAACAGAGAAGAGAUCUAAUUCGUCAGUAUAAGACAGGGAAAAUCACAGUUGAGAAAAUUAUAAAAAUAGUAAUCACUGUGGUUGAAGAAAAGGAGAAAAAGAAUGAGCUUACAUUUGAUGGUUUGAGAUCAUCUGUGUCUGCCUCUGAACUCCUAGACUCCAAGAUCAUAAACAAGGAUCUUUUCAACAAGUUGCAUAAUGGAAAAGCCUCAGUUAAAGAGGUGUCUGAGAUGGAGACUGUUAAGAAGGCUUUGAAGGGAACAAACAGCAUUGCUGGAGUGAUUAUUGAGUCAACCAAGGAGAAGUUACCAUUUUAUCAAGCUAUGAAGAAAAAUCUGCUUGGAGCAGACCAUGCAUUGAACCUUCUAGAAGCUCAGGCUGGGACUGGAUUUGUAAUUGAUCCAGUAAAAAACCAAAAGCUCACUGUUGAUGAGGCUGUAAAAUCAGGUCUUAUUGGUCCAGAGCUGCAUGAGAAACUGUUGUCUGCGGAGCGAGCUGUAUGUGGAUACAAUGACCCCUACACUGGAAAAACUGCUUCUGUGUUUGAGGCAAUGCAAAAAGACCUUAUUACCAAGGAUCAGGCUGUCAGACUUCUUGAGGCUCAGCUAGCCACUGGUGGAAUUAUUGACCCUGUUAAAGGUUACCACAUCCCUCAAGAUGUUGCCUACAAACGUGGCUAUUUUGAUGAAGAAAUGAACAAGCACAUAAGCAGUGCUUCUGAUGUCAGUAAGGUGUUCUUUGAUCCUAACACACAGGAGAAUGUCUCCUAUGCUCAGUUACAGAAAAAAUGCAUCACUGACAAAGAGACUGGUCUAUCAUUACUCCCACUCUCAGAGAAAGCCCUUAAGUUAAAGGAAGAGUAUUCACUCAGUGAAGUCCAAACCAAAGAAGCUUUUAACCAGGCAACAGUGGAGUUACACAGUGGAUCUUUUAAAGGAAGAAAAGUUACAAUUUGGGAGAUAAUUAGCUCUGAAUAUCUUACAGAGGAACAAAGAACUGAGCUGAUCCGGCAGUACAGAUCGGGUAAAGUCAGUAUUGAAAAGAUUAUUAAAAUUGUCAUUACAAUCGUUGAAGAAAAAGAGACACAAAAGCUCAAGGCCAGCUUUGAGGGGCUCAGAGAACAUGUAACAGCAAAAUCCCUUUUGGAGUCAAAAAUAAUUGACAAAGCUACUUAUGAUCAGCUCCAGCAAGGUAAAAGGACACCUAAAGAGAUAAGUGAAAAUGACUCAGUCAAGAGGUAUUUGCAAGGUACUCCUUGCAUUGCAGGGAUCUUUGAUGAAAAAUCCAAAGAAAAGCUGAGCAUUUAUCAAGCAAUGAAGCAGAAACUUUUGACUCAGGACACAGGUAUUUCUUUAUUAGAGGCCCAAGCAGCCACAGGCUAUUUAGUUGACCCUGUCAGGAACCAGAGAUUUACUGUGGAUGAUGCUGUUAAAGCUGGCAUUGUGGGACCUGAGCUUCAUGAAAAACUGCUGCUAGCUGAGAAGGCAGUGACUGGUUACAAAGACCCCUACACUGGUAACAAAAUUUCCCUUCUUCAAGCAAUGCAGAAAGAGCUUGUCCUGAGGGAACACGCCAUCCCUCUGUUGGAAGCUCAAGAAGCCACUGGAGGGAUCAUUGAUCCAGUAAAUAGCCAUCGUGUUCCAAAUGACAUUGCCAUUCAGCGAGGCUACUUCAGCAAGCAGUGGGCCAAACUAUUUAGUGAUCCAACAGACGAUGUCAAAGGUUUCACAGAUCCCAGAACAAAUGAGAAUGUCACUUAUAAAGAACUUAAACAAAGGUGCAUGAAAGAUCCUGACUUCAGCAUUGACCUAUUACCACUCACCAAGGCUGAGGUGCCAUCCCAAAUUGAGAAGUCCUUUGUAUAUACAGAGGAACAAGCACAAACAGACUUGGCUAACACCAAAGUGGAUAUACCACAUGAAAGCUUUUCAGGAAAUCAGAUGACCUUGUGGGAUGUAAUGAAGUCAGAUUUGCUUCCAGAUGAGGAAAAACAAAGACUUCUUGAACAGUAUCGUUCUGGGAAAAUCACAAAAGAACGAAUGAUCAUCAUCAUCAUUGAAAUCAUUGAACAGAGGGAGUUAAUUAAGACAGAGCGAAGCAUGUCAUGUGACAUUAUCAGACGAAGAGUUACAGUUGAAGAGCUCUAUAGUUCUCGUAUAAUUGACCUGGAAACAUAUAAUCUCCUCAAACAAGGCAAGAAAACCAUCCGGGAGGUUAUGGAAAUGAUCACCGUGAGGUCGUAUCUCUUUGGAACUGGUAGCAUUGCUGGUGUGCUCUCAGAUAAUUAUUCCAAAGUCAGCAUAUACCAGGCCAUGAAGAGAGGUCUGAUCAAGCCAGACAUUGGUAUUGCUCUGUUGGAGGCGCAAGCAGCAACUGGAUUUAUCGUUGACCCAGUGAAAGAUGAACUGCUAACAGUUGAUGAAGCUGUCCGCAAGGGUGUUGUUGGUCCUGAGAUCCAUGAUAAACUUUUGUCUGCAGAAAGGGCAGUUACAGGGUACAAAGACCCUUACAGUGGGAAAAUCAUAUCUUUAUUUCAAGCCAUGAAGAAAGAUCUGGUUCCAGAGGAAUUUGCACUGAAGCUUCUUGAAACCCAGGUUGCAACAGGUGGGAUCAUGGACCCUGAGUACAAUUUCCACCUCCCCAUUGAUGUUGCCAUGCAGCGUGGGUACAUAAACAAGGAAACCAGUGAGAGGAUAUCGGACCCAAGCGGAGAUGUGAAAGAGUUUAUUGACCCAACAACAGAUGAAAAACUGUCUUAUGCUCAACUGCUUAAGAGAUGUAGAGUAGAUAAAGAGAGUGGCCUACGCCUACUGUCCCUUGCAGACAAGCGACUUUUGUUCAAGGGUCUUAGAAAACAAAUUACUUUGGACGAGCUGCUUCAUUCUCAGAUCAUAGAUCAGAAGACAUACACAGAACUCACUGAGGGCAUUAUUUCAGUGGAGGACAUUAGCAAAGACCUGAAGAAGUACCUGGAGGGAACAAGUUGCAUAGCUGGAGUAUAUGUAGAGGCUUCAAAAGAAUGUCUGUCAAUCUACCAAGCUAUGAAAAAGAACAUGAUCAGACCAGGUACUGCCUUUGAACUGCUAGAGGCCCAAGCAGCCACAGGAUAUGUGAUUGAUCCAAUCAAAAAUCUAAAACUCAAUGUCAAUGAAGCAAUUAAAAUGGCAAUUGUGGGCCCAGAAUUUAAAGACAAGCUUUUGUCUGCUGAAAGGGCAGUGACUGGUUACAAAGAUCCAUACUCUGGCAAGGUCAUCUCUUUGUUCCAGGCCAUGAAGAAAGGUCUCAUUCUCAAAGAUCAUGGCAUUCGCCUGUUAGAAGCUCAGAUUGCCACAGGCGGAAUCAUUGAUCCUGAAGAGAGUCAUCGCUUACCUGUGGAGGUGGCCUACAAACGUGGUCUCUUUGAUGAGGAGAUGAACAGCAUUCUCACUGACCCCUCUGAUGACACUAAGGGGUUCUUUGAUCCAAACACAGAGGAAAAUUUGACUUACCUUCAACUGAUGGAACGGUGUAUGACUGACCCAGAGACAGGACUUACACUUUUACCAUUGAAAGAGAAGAAACGGGAGAGGAAGACAUCUUCCAAAUCCUCAGUACGCAAACGAAGAGUAGUGAUUGUUGAUCCUGAAACUGGCAAAGAGAUGUCUGUCUAUGAGGCAUAUCGCAAAGGUCUCAUUGAUCACCAGACAUAUUUGGAGCUAGCAGAGCAAGAGUGUGAGUGGGAGGAGAUCACAUUCUCAUCAUCAGAUGGUGUUGUGAAAUCUAUGAUCAUUGACAGGAGAUCUGGACGACAAUAUGACAUUGAUGAUGCCAUCACAAAGGGCCUCAUAGACCAGUCUGCUUUGGAUCAGUAUCGUGCUGGGACUCUCUCUAUUACUGAGUUUGCAGACAUGUUGUCUGGAAAUAUGGGUGGUAUAAGAUCACGGUCUUCCUCCUUUGGAUCAAGUUCAUCCUACUCCAUGAGCCCAGCUCCCUCUAUUAGGCCACCAGCAACAACUUGGAGUGACCCUACGGAGGAAACAGGUCCAGUUGCUGGAAUUCUGGAUACAGAUACUUUGGAGAAAGUGUCUGUUACAGAGGCUAUGCAUAGAAAUCUUGUGGAUAAUAUUACUGGUCAAAGACUGUUGGAAGCACAGGCAUGCACUGGAGGAAUCAUUGACCCAAACACUGGAGAAAAAUUCUCUGUUGCUGAUGCAGUGAACAAAGGUCUUGUGGAUAAGAUAAUGGUUGACCGAAUUAACUUAGCUCAGAAAGCCUUUAAUGGAUUUGAGGAUCCUAGAACCAAAACAAAAAUGUCUGCUGCUCAAGCCUUAAAAAAGGGGUGGUUAUACUAUGAAGCAGGCCAACGAUUUCUUGAAGUACAGUAUCUAACUGGUGGAUUGAUUGAACCUGACAUCUCUGGAAGAGUGUCUUUGGAUGAUGCUGUAAAGAAAGGCACCCUUGAUGCGCGCACAGCACAGAAACUCCGAGAUGUCAGUGCAUAUUCAAAAUAUCUCACCUGCCCCAAAACAAAGCUGAAAAUUUCUUACAAGGAUGCCAUGGACAGAAGCAUGAUUGAGGAAGGAACUGGUUUGCGUCUGCUUGAAGCCUCCUCCCAGUCAAGUAAAGGGCUAUACAGUCCCUACAGUAUCAGCACUUCAGGAUCAACCUCUGGUUCAAGGUCUGGCUCCAGAUCAGGAUCUAGGUCAGGCUCCAGACGAGGAAGCUUUGAUGCUUCAAGCUCUGGAUUCUCCAUGACUUUCUCCUCAUCCUCUUAUGGCUCCCCAAGCUAUGGCCGGCGAUAUGACUCUGGGUCAUAUAGUGGACUCAGUGUAGAGAAAUUAACACAGUCCCUGAUGCUGUUAGGACCUGGCAGACACUGUGGGUCUGAGGAGAGAGGAAUGUUCACACCAUUAUAUGGACAGUCCUCUUUAAUCAUUUAAUUCUUUAAGAAGAAGACAUUUAUUCUGCUCUGCAUGUGGUUGCUACAGGGCUUUGCAGUGUCAGGGAA